Molecule: messenger RNA, 453 nt
Organism: Malania oleifera
Lineage: Eukaryota; Viridiplantae; Streptophyta; Magnoliopsida; Santalales; Ximeniaceae
Exons: 2
Coding region: 1-453 (150 amino acids)
Source: RefSeq, a predicted model, not a curated record
AUGGUGUCUGUUCCUGUUUCACCACAUUCGCUAGCUUCUUCUAUUCCGAUUUUUAAUGGGACAAAUUUCUAUGACAAGAAUGAUCAGAUUCAGUUUCACCUUGGUGUUCUGGAUCUUGAUUUAGCUCUGCGAAUUAAUAAACCGGCUGUUAUUAUUGAAACAAGUAGUUCGAAGCAACAAGCUUUGUAUAGGUCAUGGAAAAGGUCGAACAGAUCAAGUAUUAUCUUCAUGCGGAUGUGUAUAGCAAACAAUAUUAAAUCAACACUUCCUCAACUUGAAAAUGCAAAGGAAUAUCUUAAAGUUGUGGAAGAUCGGUUUCAUUCAACAGACAAGUCCCUUGCAAGGAGAUUAAUGGUUGAACUUACUACCAUCAAAUUUGAUGGUAGCCAAGGAAUGAACGAACAUGUCUUUGAUAUGACUAAUUUGGCAGGUAUUUGUGGACUUAAAUGUUAG